AUGACAACAGAAGUUGAUGAAGCCCGCUGUGAAGGAUCUCAAGCAGACGGCCUCUUAUCUCCACUGUCAGAUAGUGACGACAUGACGUCGCAAUCUUCUGAUGAUGAUGAUGAUGGACAGUCUGAAGUUGAUAUGACAUUUCAGACUGACAAGAAACAAUGGAAAUGUUCUCAGUGUGGGAAAACAUUUGCUUAUAAGAGCAUUUUGAAAGAACAUGUGAGAACACACACUGGGGAGAAACCUUUUUCCUGCUUAGAUUGCGGUCAAAGAUUCACUAAAAAGGGAAGUUUAAAAAUACAUGCAAGAACCCACACUGGUGAGAAACCUUUUUCCUGCUCAGUCUGUGGUCAAAGAUUCUCGAUGAAGGGACACUUAAAAAUACACACAAGAACCCACACUGGUGAGAAACCUUUUUCCUGCUCAGUUUGUGGUCAAAGAUUCUCUGAAAAGGGAAACUUAAAAAAACGCACAAGAACACACACUGGUGAGAAACCUUUUUCCUGCACAGUUUGUGGUCAAAAAUUCUCUGUGAGGGAAAGCUUAAAAUUACACACAAGAACCCACACUGGUGAGAAACCUUUUUCCUGCUCAGAUUGUGGGCAAAGAUUCUCUGAAAAGGGAAACUUAAAAAAACACACAAGAACACACACUGGUGAGAAACCUUUUUCCUGCACUGUUUGUGGUCAAAGAUUCUCUGUGAAGGAAAGCUUAAAAUUACACACAAGAACCCACACUGGUGAGAAACCUUUUUCCUGCUCCGUUUGUGGCCAAAGAUUUUCUGAAAAGGGAAAGUUAAAAAUCCACACAAGAAUCCACACUGGUGAGAAACCUUUUUCCUGCACAGUUUGUGGUCAAAGAUUCUCUGUGAAGGGAAGCUUAAAAAUACACACAAGAACCCACACUGGCGAGAAACCCUUUUCCUGCUCCGUUUGUGGUCAAAGAUUCACUCGGAAGGGAAACUUAACACAACACACAAGGACCCACACUGGUGAGAAACCCUUUUCCUGCACAGUUUGUGGUCAAACAUUCUCUUAUAAGUAUCAGGCUAAGACACACAAGUGUGCUGGUGAGAGUACAAGUAAUCAAAAGCUUUUAAUGCAAAUUUAAAUGUUUAAAACAGUUAUUACUAUGUUACAGACUGACAAAAAAAUACAUUCUUGUGUUCUGUGUAGCAGCUUUUGUUGUAUCAUCUUCAUGUCCAUAUGUUUUCUCAAAGCCUCCCGCUGGUAAGUGUUGAGAAUUAGCACUGUUUACCUUAGUUUGUAUCACUUUAAUGAUGACAUCCAAUUAAAUUUGCCAUUUUUGCUGUAUUUUUUUAUUUCCUGAAAAAUUGUCAUUUUGAAGGUGAGGGGAUUCUACCCGACAGCUAUGAUGUAUAAAAUAUGACUAAUUACUGCCACUUUAUAGUGUUGUACAUUCAUUUUCCCACACCAGCUGUUCUAAGCAAAGCAAAUAAAAAAAAUUGUAUAUAG
Phyllopteryx taeniolatus (common seadragon) is the source of this 1472-nucleotide messenger RNA. RefSeq names its product gastrula zinc finger protein XlCGF17.1-like. The record is from RefSeq and is a predicted model, not a curated record. The coding region runs from base 1 to 1107 and encodes 368 amino acids. The transcript has a single exon. Lineage: Eukaryota; Metazoa; Chordata; Actinopteri; Syngnathiformes; Syngnathidae. Gene Ontology annotation, cellular component: transcription regulator complex; PcG protein complex. Gene Ontology annotation, biological process: regulation of transcription by RNA polymerase II. Gene Ontology annotation, molecular function: DNA-binding transcription factor activity, RNA polymerase II-specific; RNA polymerase II cis-regulatory region sequence-specific DNA binding.